UGGAGAAUGGGUGGACGGAGUUGGAGGUUGGCGCCGAUGGAGUCGCCGUCAUCACCAUCGUGCACCCUCCUAUCAACUCCAUUUCCUUCCAGAUACUGGAGAGCUUAGAGAAAAAUUUGAAAGGAAGCCAUUGAAAGAGAUGAUGUGAAGGGAAUUGUACUUGCAGGUGCUGCUGGGAUGCUUUCAGGAGGGUUUGAUAUUGGUGGACUAAGAGGGAUUCAAGAGGGGAAGAUUGUACAACCAGAGACUGGUUAUCUUGCGGUAGAUUUGAUCACUGGCAUUUUGGAAGAUUCGAUUAAGCCGAUGGUUUCGGCUAUAAAUGGUCUUGCUAUUGGUGGUGGACUUGAGAUUUCAAUGGCCUGUCAUGCUCGAAUUUCUACUUCGACCGCCGAUAUAGGCCUGCCUGAACUCACCGUCGGAGUAAUUCCUGGGUUCGGAGGAACUCAACGACUUCCUCGCCUAAUUGGUCUUUCUAAAGCUCUUGAAAUGAUUCUGACGUCGAAGAUUAUAAAAGGAAACGAAGCUCAUCGGUUAGGUCUUGUUGAUGCUAUAGCUUUACCAGAUGAACUUCUGGAUACUGCUUGUCGUUGGGCUUUAGAUAUUGCUGAAUCUAGGAGGCCAUGGAUCAAGACUCUAAACCAAUCUGACAAAUUGGGACCCCUUGAUGAGGCAAGGAACAUAUUCGAUUCUGCGAGAGCUCAGGCUCGGAAACAAUCUGCUUAUAAUCAACUCCCAUUGGAUUGCAUUGACGUCAUCGAAGAAGGUAUUGUUUCCGGACCUCUUGCAGGGCUUUGGAAGGAAGCACACACUUUUCAGAAACUGAUUUUUUCUGACGAGUCCAAGAAUCUGGUUCAUGUUUUCUUCGCACGGCAAGAAAUAUUGCCUAUACCCGGAAUCAAUUGCUCAGGAUCGGUGCCGCCGAGAGAAAUAAAUAAGAUUGCUGUUGUUGGAGGAGGUCGAAUGGGUUCGGGAAUUGUGACUGCACUGAUACUGAGUAAUUUCCAUGUGAUACUUAAAGAAAUCGACGACAACUUCCUGCAAGAAGGACUGGACCGAGUCCAAGUCAAUCUUCGAAAUCGGCUCGUGGAAGGAAAAUUGAAUCCAGAGGAGUUUGAUAAGACUUUCUCAUUGCUCACUGGUGUUUUGGAUUAUCAAAGCUUCAAAGAUGUUGACAUGGUCAUUGAGGCAGUUUCUGAGGAUGUUUCACUAAAGCAACAAAUAUUUGUUGAGCUGGAGAAGUACUGUCCAUCCAAUUGUGUGCUUGCUACUACUACUUCGGCGAUAGAUCUGAACUUAAUCGGAGAAAAGAUCAACUGUUCUGAUCGCAUUAUCGGUGCACAUUUCUUCAGUCCUGCUCAAAUCAUGCCGCUAUUGGAAAUUGUUCAUACUCCAAAAACAUCACCGGAAAUUAUUGCGGAUUUGAUGAAUGUUGCGGCAAAGAUUCAGAAAAUACCGGUAACUGUUAGGAAUUGCACAGGUUUUGCUGUUUCAAGGAUGCUCUUCCCUUGCACACAGUCUGCACUCUUUUUAGUGGAUCAUGGUUUGGAUAUCUACAGGAUAGACAAUGCCAUUACAAAAUUUGGAAUGCAAAUGGGUCCUUUCAGAUUAAUGGAUUCAAUUGGAUUUGGUGAUGCUAUAGCCAUUGGAGAUCAAUUCCUCCAAAGCUUCCCUAAAAGAUGCUUCAAAUCAAUGUUGAUUCCUCUGAUGUUUGAGGAUAAGAGAACAGGUGAAGCUACAGGCAAAGGUUUUUACAGUUAUGAUGAUAAUGGGGAAGCUAAUCCUGAUCAUGAAAUACAGAAUUACAUUGAAAAAUCAAGGAACAUUUCUGGCACUCAACUGGAUCCUGAGAUAGUGAAUUUAUCUGAGAUAGAAAUACUGGAAAUGCUCUUGUUUCCUGCAAUCAAUGAGGCAUGCAGAAUACUAGAAGAAGGAAUUGCUGCCAAAGCAUCACACCUAGAUAUUGCCUCUAUAAUGGCCCAGGGUUUCCCAUCUUUCAGAGGUGGUGCGAUGUUCUGGGCCGAUUCUCUUGGGACCGGUUACAUCCACACAAAACUGGAGAAUUGGGCAAAGAAAUACGGAAAUUUCUUCGAACCUUCUUCCUUUCUUGCAGAAAGAGCUGCAAAAAGCCUGGCCUUAGUGAGUAUCAAUAACUUAUUUAUAUGUAACAAAAAUAUCCUCCUAACCAAAUGUUUUAACUGAUGCAGAGUGCCCAAGGUUCAAUCUGAGCCUACUUAAUCAUGCCAAAUUAUGUAUGUUUAACAGAGAUCAAUUCAGCAUCAUGUAAUAAAUUUCAGAGUAAUUCAAUAAAGUUUGUUAUAUCUGAAGCACAGCAGCUCUUGCAUCCCACAAAGAGUCAAAUUGAUUGCAUCCACAUGAUGUUCCUUUUAACUCAACCAAUACAAAUUGUAAAUAACAUAUCAUAAACUUUAUCAUUCUUUAUCAGCAACAUAAAAAUAGUCGAUUUUUUAGUUAUUUGAGAUAAAACAACAUCCACAAAAUAAUUGAAGAUUCAGAGUACCUAACC
Messenger RNA from Dioscorea cayenensis subsp. rotundata (Guinea yam), 2524 nucleotides. RefSeq names its product glyoxysomal fatty acid beta-oxidation multifunctional protein MFP-a-like. NCBI's taxonomy places the organism in Eukaryota, Viridiplantae, Streptophyta, Magnoliopsida, Dioscoreales, Dioscoreaceae. The record is from RefSeq and is a predicted model, not a curated record. Gene Ontology annotation, biological process: fatty acid beta-oxidation. Bases 178 to 2199 code for a protein of 673 amino acids. Gene Ontology annotation, cellular component: peroxisome. The transcript is spliced from 17 exons. Gene Ontology annotation, molecular function: NAD+ binding; (3S)-3-hydroxyacyl-CoA dehydrogenase (NAD+) activity.